Coffea eugenioides is the source of this 2222-nucleotide messenger RNA. RefSeq lists its product as uncharacterized. Bases 270 to 1763 code for a protein of 497 amino acids. The transcript is spliced from 7 exons. The record is from RefSeq and is a predicted model, not a curated record. Gene Ontology annotation, molecular function: protein binding. NCBI's taxonomy places the organism in Eukaryota, Viridiplantae, Streptophyta, Magnoliopsida, Gentianales, Rubiaceae.
UUGUCUCUUUUAAUUCUCCAUUCCUCUCUCUCUCUCUCUCGCACUAGUCUCACUCGCUAGUUGCUCUCCGUUUCUGACUUUCCGCUGAAAAAAUUUCUGCUUCUUAUUACAAUGUAAUAAAAAAGGGUGUGCAGUAUAUGCUACAUUCUGUCCUCUCGGUGGGCUUUGUUUCUUUGUGUUUCCCUAAGUCUUAGGGAAAUGCAGAACUUUUAAACCUUUAUUAUUCCAACAAGUUUUUGUUUUUUGCUCGUGUGUUGAAGUCAAGAGCCAUGGCAAAAUUUUGGAUCAUUUUAUUCCUUGUUCUCGUGUUUCUAAUCUCCGGAUGCACGUCGGCUGCGGCCACCCCUGCUGCAAAAAUUGUUGGUGGGGUUGUUACAAAUGUUGCUUCUACACUGUUCAAGUGGUUGUGGUCGCUCAAAUCAACUUCCAAAACAGCAAUUUCAAGCCGUUCCAUGAUGAAAUUUGAGAGUGGCUAUACUAUUGAGACUGUGUUUGAUGGAAGCAAGCUUGGAAUCGAACCUUAUUCGGUGGAGGUGUCCCCAUCUGGGGAGGUGUUGCUUUUGGAUUCUGAGAACAGCAACAUUUACAAGAUCUCAACACCAUUGUCCCGGUAUAGUCGACCCAAGCUGGUAUCUGGAUCCCCUGAAGGAUAUUCAGGGCACAUUGAUGGGAAGCCAAGAGACGCAAGGAUGAACCACCCAAAAGGGCUUGCAAUGGAUGACAGGGGAAAUGUGUAUGUUGCAGAUACCAUGAAUAUGGCUAUACGGAAAAUAAGUGACAGCGGGGUGGUGACGAUUGCAGGGGGGAAAUGGAGCCGUGGAGGAAGCCAUGUUGAUGGCCCGUGUGAGGAUGCAAAGUUUUCAGAUGAUUUUGAUGUGGUGUAUGUUGGAAGCAGCUGCUCACUUCUGGUAGUGGAUCGAGGAAACCAGGCAAUUCGAGAGAUCCAAUUGCACGAUGAUGAUUGUUCUUACCAUUAUGAUGACAAUACACACUUGGGUAUUGCAGUGCUUGUUGCUGUUGGUUUCUUUGGGUAUAUGUUGGCCUUGUUACAACGUAGAAUCGCAGCUAUCCUUUGCUCCAAUGAUGAUCCAAGAAUUCAUGCCAAGAGUAUGCCACCAGCCCCAUAUCAGAGGCCUCAUAAAUCGAUCAGACCUCCCUUGAUUCCCACAGAAGGCAAUUAUGAGAAGCCAGAAGAAGGCUUAUUUAGUUCAUUGGGAAGACUUUUUGUCAACACUGGAUCAUCUGUAAUUGAAAUUUUUGGAGGCUUGUUCUCAGGUUUUAGGAAAAAGCCAUUCCACCAUGUUGUUCAGCAGCAUUACAAUCACCCAUCCCAACAUCCUAAUUCUUGGCCCAUGCAAGAUAGCUUUAUAAUUCCAGAUGAAGAUGAGCCUCCCUCAGAAGAAUCUAGAGACCCUACACCAAGAAAAGCUUACCCUUUUAUGACCGGAGACUUGGAGAAGAAGCAAAGCCGGUCUUAUUACAAUGGUGGAUGGAAUGCUGAUCUCCAUCCGCAACAACAGCACCAAUUUCAGCAGCAGCUACAGAAACAUCAUCAGCAUCAUGAGAAGCACCAGUCAUCCAGAGCUCAGACUUGUUAUGAGCAAAACUGCGAAACAAAUGAGAUCGUCUUUGGGGCGGUUCAGGAGCAAGCUGGACGGCGUGAAGCAAUGGUGAUAAAGGCUGUUGAUUAUGGAGAUCCUGUCCAUAACAGUCACAAUAUCCGAUCAAGAUAUAACUACAUGGGGUACUCUUAUGGAUAUUGAUCACUUGUUCCCUGACAUGAUACAGAGAAAAAUGUCUCAGGUGAGAGAAUGAGACUGAGAAAGAUGAGAUGAUUUUAAGAGAAAGAUGCGCUGUUUUUCUGGAAGCAGGAUAAAGGGUUUCUCAGAAAUUUAGGAACCGUUAUAUAUCGAGUUGCUGUAUUGUCUUUCUAGUUCUAGAUCCUGAAUUGGAAUGUACAGCUAAGAAUUGGACGCAGACAACAAAUUUACCGUAGAACAAAAGAGAUGGGAUAGUCUGUACAAGUUUACACGAUGGUAAUAAAAAUCAUGCUUUCCUGCUAUAGCUGUCCAAGUUAAGGGGAAGUAACACAAAUGUGCAGGGCAGCUUCAAAAAUUUAUUGAUAGGGGUGUCUUAAAGAACAAGAUACAUGUACCUUUUGCUGUUCCAUUCAAGCCUAAAUCUGGGGGCAAUUCAAACGAGUGGAAAGAAUUUCUUCAAAA